Malurus melanocephalus (red-backed fairy wren) is the source of this 3589-nucleotide messenger RNA. RefSeq names its product 5-hydroxytryptamine receptor 1B (gene HTR1B). NCBI's taxonomy places the organism in Eukaryota, Metazoa, Chordata, Aves, Passeriformes, Maluridae. Gene Ontology annotation, biological process: regulation of behavior; chemical synaptic transmission; vasoconstriction. The record is from RefSeq and is a predicted model, not a curated record. The transcript is spliced from 2 exons. Gene Ontology annotation, molecular function: G protein-coupled serotonin receptor activity. The coding region runs from base 216 to 1349 and encodes 377 amino acids. Gene Ontology annotation, cellular component: plasma membrane.
CCUGGCCCCCGGUUUGCCCUGCUCCUUCGCCCGUGGGGAGUGAGGCUCCUCGGAGCCCGCUCGCAGCUCCCGGAAGGGCGGGCGGGCGGGCGGGAGGUGGUGCCGGCGCGGCGAUGCUGCAGCCCUCCCCCGGCGCCGACGGGGUCCUGCCGGGGUAGCGGCCCCGCCGUGCCGCGCCGAGCCCCWCCGUCUGCGGGGGCGGCGGCCGCGGAGGGAUGGAGCCGACCGGCCCCUGCCGGGCGCAGUUGGGCUCCGCCAACGACUCUUACCGAAACUGUAGCGCCGAGGAAGUGAUCUACCAAGAUGCCACCCCCCUCUCCGGGAAGAUCGUGCUCGCCGUCGUCCUCGCGCUGGUCACCCUGGCCACGGUGCUCUCCAACGCGUUUGUCAUCGCCACGGUCUACCAGACGAGGAAACUCCACACGCCGGCCAACUAUCUGAUCGCCUCGUUGGCCGUCACCGACCUCCUCGUCUCCAUCCUUGUCAUGCCCAUCAGCACCAUGUACACUGUGACCGGCAAGUGGACGCUGGGCCAGAUCGUCUGCGAUAUCUGGCUGUCUUCGGACAUCACCUGUUGCACGGCGUCCAUCCUGCACCUCUGUGUCAUCGCCCUGGACCGCUACUGGGCGAUCACCGACGCCGUCGAGUACUCCACGAAACGGACUCCCAAGCGGGCAGCGGGCAUGAUCGCACUGGUGUGGAUCUUCUCCAUCUGCAUCUCCAUGCCCCCUUUGUUUUGGCGGCAGGCGAAGGCCGAGGAAGUAUCUCACUGUGUGGUGAACACGGACCACGUCCUGUACACCGUGUACUCCACAGUGGGAGCCUUYUAUUUCCCCACGCUGCUGCUGAUAGCCCUCUACGGGAGGAUCUACGUGGAAGCCAGGUCGCGGAUUUUGAAGCAGACGCCAAAGAAAGCAGGUAAAAGACUAACGCGGGCUCAGUUAAUUACAGACUCCCCGGGGUCGACCUCUUCCGUCACCUCCAUAAACUCCAAGGCUCCCGAGGGAUCCAGCGAAACGGGCUCCCCCGUGUACAUGAACCAGGUGAAGGUGAAGGUCUCGGACGCCCUGCUGGAGAAAAAGAAGCUGACGGCCGCUAGAGAGCGGAAAGCUACAAAGACUUUAGGGAUUAUUUUAGGAGCCUUCAUCGUGUGUUGGCUGCCCUUUUUCAUCAUCAGCCUGGUGUUGCCUAUUUGCAAGGACGCUUGCUGGUUCCACAUGGCCAUCUUUGACUUUUUCACGUGGCUUGGAUAUCUCAACUCCCUCAUCAACCCCGUCAUCUAUACUAUGUCUAACGAAGACUUCAAACAAGCUUUCCACAAACUCAUACGUUUCCGAUGCACAGGCUGAAAUGUUGAAUGCGAUGUGUUCCCCGGGGCCGCCCCCAUGCACGCCCGCGCCCGGCGCCACAGAAUCAAGUUGCUAUUGUAAAGACCCACUGCUUGAAACUUCCCCAAGCCCAGUUGCCAGACUCAUGAUGCUGCAAAAACGUCAAUACAUUCUGCCACCAAACUGCUCAGCUCUGCGUUUCAGUGUAAUGACUCUGGCAGAGAUGCUGUUCCAAUAGGCACGCAGAUCAGUUGCAAAAAAACAAAAAAAAAAGAGGGCAGCCUCGAAUCAAGGUCUAUAAUUCAUCUGGAAUGAAGAAAAAAGUUCGAGAGUAAACUCCAUUUAUUUUGCAGGCUUAACUUCUUAAUUUGUUCUCCGGCCGGUUGUAGGGGUGUGCACAAGAGCACAGUUGUCUCUGUCUGUGUUGGUAGCAUAGUUGUACUUCUGCACACCUGUAAUUUCUUUCUUUCAGUGGAAAGAGUUGCUCCCUUCACUCAUGAGGCCAAGAGGAGAAAAAAAAAAACAAAGCACGUUUAAAAUAGGAGCAUCGCAGUAAAUUCUGUAAAUGACUCCUUCAGCUGAACAUGUGUGAGAAGUGACAGUGUGCAAAAGUUUUAUAUUUGUAUUUCAAAACAAUAGCAAAUGCAAAUGCUCUAGAAAMAAGAGUUGUAGACCUGUUCAACUGCACUGCAUAUCUGUAGUCUGUCCUCAUAGUUGCCUUUAGAAAGUAAAUCUUGCUUUCACUCCAUAAGAGCAGAAAUCAAGAAGUCCAAUUACCUUUUCAUAAACCAGCUGGGAAUAGAAGUAGCAGUUUGAUGUUGUAACCAUGUUUUCCAUUUUGUGUCGGUUGCACACCCUUACCGCAUGAACCACUGCGAAAUUUAGAAAUCUCUAAGUACUUAACAUUAUUUAGUGUAUUUUGUAAAGAAGUGAAGCAAUUUGCUCUUUCAGAAGAGCUAUUUCACCUGCAAAAUAAAUACCCAUGAAUCAUGAAUUUACUGAUGUUAGUGAAAUUUCUUGCCUCCUUACUCCCCUGCCCUGUUUUUUUAUUUUUUUCUUGGUUUAUUUUUUCUUUUUUUUUUUUUUUUUUUGGUUGGACCUUAAGACAGGUCUAAGCAUAUUCAGCAGAUUUUCAGGAUAUGGUCCACCUGCUGUGAUAGAACUGCAUUGAUUGUUCCUCUUAUGUGUAAAUGAAAAUGAGUAUAAACAAUAAAACGCUUGACUGUGUUCUCAAGAGUGGUAGCAAUUGUGUGACUGAAAGGAGUAUUUAUUGGUUUACCUGCUUUCUCAGUAUUGACUUUUUAGGUAACACUGAUUUGAUGAGUCACUCAAGAAGCAAUUGCUGAAAGUUGAAAAGACAAGGUUCAAUCAGUUGUCAGUUUUUUAACAGGCAGCUUUAUUUUCAUCGUAGUUAGGUAUAAUUCUUACUGUUUUCAUGUAAUGUCAGAAUAAAUGUUUGGCCUUUUUUCAGAAAUAUUUUUGUUACUCCUUUGAAAGCAAACAAAACUUGCUUUAGUGUUUGGUGGAUACGGUCAUCAAUGUUCUUUUGAGGCUGUAUGUAUGUAUUCUAGAGGGGGUCUGUUAAAGGACUGGAAAAAUKGUACAUGAUUUAUCUGCCUGCUAUUCUUCAGAGAGUUAUUUAAGUAAUAAGGACUUACUUAACUGUACAGUAAAGAACAUGACCCUCUGUGCUCCUGAUGGUCUUAGGGAAAAGGAAGUCUGUAAGACACAAAGCAGUGGAAAGUAAACAUUUUCAGUAAUUUGAAGAAAUACAAAAAGAAUUGCCUUAAAAUUGGAUACUUCUAAAAAGGAGAACUACUAUACUAUGCUUCUAGAAAGUACCCUCUUAAAUUAUUAAAGACACAUGUGCUAAGAGGAAAUUUCUUAAAUGUUAUCUUAUUUGAUUGAAAUGCCUGUAAUAAUUUUAAAUUUAAGGAGCUUUUUGCAUACAUGGUGUGAAAAAAAUCAAGGAAGAUAAUGUAUACCAWUGGUUAACCAAUUCUCAUUUGUCAUCUUCUGAUCUUGUAGAAUGAAUUUUGUUUACACCAAAUUCAUUCUCAGUACGCUUUUUAUAUAUGUGGAAAUUGGAUGAUGGGAUUUAGAGUGAGUUUUUCAGCAUUUCCAGAGAGUUGAUUUUUUUGUCAGUUUUACAAAGCUAGGGGGCUUGGAGAGCAGGGACAUUSAGGAGUUGGUCUUCGUGUUCCUCACACUGGUGGAGUAUACCUUCAUCUUCAGCAGCUGGCAGCAAAUACUCCCAGCUC